CGGGACCAGCUGCAGGCGCUGCUGUCCCCUGAUGCUGCCCGGGCAGCCGAGCUCCGUGCUGAGUGCGCCCGUGGCUUCGAGGGCAUCGUGUUGCGUCUGUGGCCGCAGCUGGAGGUGGUGGUGGUGAGGACGGCGCAUGGCGCGGAGCGGCUCUACCGCGACUCCCUCUGCCAGACCGACUGCCAGGGACUGCCCUUCUACUGCCCCUUCUACCAGGCAGCAGGAGCCCUGCUUGGUAUAAACCUGUGGCCACUGGAGCCAGCGCCCCAAUUCCUGCUGUGCCCUGACUGGGCUUUCUGCGAGUUCCUGCCCUGCCUGGCCACCAGGGAGCCACGGACGGUGCUGCUGGAUGAGCUCUGGGAGGGACGCGAGUAUGGGCUGGUUGUGACAGCUCAGCCAGGAGAGUACAGGUGCCGUACUGGGGAGGUGCUGAAGGUGACCGGCUUCCACAAGCAGUGUCCCGUGGUGGAACCUGUGCGCAGGGAGAGCCAGACACUGAGUGUGCGAGGUGAGAGCAUCCCUGAGGAGCAGUUCUGCCAGAGCCUGGGCCGCACCCUGAGGAUGUGGCCAGGGGCUCGCCUGAUUGACUAUGUCUGUGUGGAGAGCAGCCUGCUGGGUGACUCUUCGGGACCCUGUGCCCCCCACUACGAGGUGUUCAUGGAGCUGCAGGGCCUGCGGGACCUGUCGGAGGGGCAGCGCUACAGGCUGGACCAGUGUCUCCAGGAGGAUUUCCCCAUCUACAAAUCCUUCCGCUUCAAGGGCAGCAUUGGGCCCCUGCGCCUGCACCUGGUGAGGCCCGGGAGCUUCACCCAGCUGCGGGAAGCUCUGGGCUCCCCCAUGCCCAUGCCCAGGGUCCUGCGCCAAGAGAAGCUGCUGCGGCUCAUCCAGGGAUCAGUCAUCUCGUAGGGCAGCCUAGGGGUCCCCCUUCCACCCCGGGAUUCCCUUGGCAUGCACCCUCUGAGGAGGGGUCAUGUCCCAGGGGCAGGAGGGCAUGGGGGCAAGGGUGCCCAGCCCCAAGGGUUUGGAGCAAAUGGAGACAGUGAACUUGACCGUGACCUGUGGUGGCACCGGUGGGCACCACUCAGUGCUGCCGUGGGGAUGGAGCAAGAGCUUGGGAGUAUCACGGGGCAGGGGAAUCCUGCAGCUGCAGGGUCGCUCAGUGCCUUGGCAGCACCUGCAGCCACAGAGGAGUGGGUGCCUGUGCCUUUCCCAAGGGACAUAUAGUGCACCACAGCCCAUGGCUGAGGCAGAGGGCUCAAUGGAAACCUGCAGGAGCAGGCAGAGCAGAAGAGCCGUGGCUCAUCACUGAGCACUGGGGCCCUGUGGCAUUUUGUCCCCUGGCAGGGACACUGCGGGCAGGGCUGGUGGUGGCAGGUGCCACAGAGCAGCCCCAGUCAGGCUUCAGUGCGUGUCCACUGGUUUAAAAAUAAGCUCCAGUGAAGGCUGCUUUUAAUGUUUUAAAAACCAAAUGCAAAAUAAAGGAGGAUUAUCUCUUAAAAAUAAAUAAAGGACCGAACUCUG
Molecule: messenger RNA, 1521 nt
Organism: Cyanistes caeruleus (blue tit)
Lineage: Eukaryota; Metazoa; Chordata; Aves; Passeriformes; Paridae
Source: RefSeq, a predicted model, not a curated record